AUGCCUGCUCUCUGUGCCGCUAGAAUUUUUCAGUUGACAAGAGAGUUAGGUCACAAAUCAGACGGAGAAACUAUCCAGUGGCUGCUUCAACAAGCUGAGCCGUCUAUAAUAGCAGCCACCGGUUCAGGAACUGUACCUGCCUCUGCUUUAGCCUCUGUCUCUAACCACCACCAUUAUCAUCAAGGUGGGUCUCUCACUGCUAGUUUAAUGAUCAGUGACUUAGACAGUGGUGGGUCUAGACCAAGUUGGGGAGGAGAGGCUUCUAUGUCAAGUUUACAAACUGGGUUAUGUCCAAAUGUAGCUGGUGGGGUAAUGAGUGAAGGAGCUGGUCACAGAAUUGGGUUUCCUGGGUUUGAUUUUCCUGGUGGAGCUAUGAGUUUUGCUUCCUUUCUUGGUGGUGCUGGUGGUGGUAAUGGUAAUCAAAUGCCAGGACUUGAGCUAGGUUUGUCUCAGGAAGGGAAUGUUGGGGUCUUGAAUCCACAGUAUUUUACACAUAUUUAUCAACAGUUGUCCCAAGCUCAGGCUCAGGGUAGGGUUCUUCACCAUGCUCUUCAUCAUAACCCAUCACAUAAAGAUCACCAGCAAGAGAGUGGUGAGAAAGAUGAUCCUUAAUGAUGAGGGUGUUAAUUUUCAGCUUGUUUGAAUGGUUUUCUCUUGUGGGUUUUGAAAAGGUUUUGGCUUUUGUUUUGUUAUAGUAUAGUUGUAAUUGUACAAGUAGCAUGGAGAAGGAAAAAAAAGUUGAUACUUAAUACUGAGUGAGAGUGAGAUAAUCUAUGAAUGAGACCUCUGCAAAAUACACAGUGAGCUGAUUUCAGUUUGAUACUUUCAGAAGAUGAUGAUGAUACAAGAGAGACUCAAAGAGCUUUUUUGAGUGUUUGUGACAUUUUCUUGGGAGUUUCUAUGUGAAGCUUGCAAGUGGAUUUUGUUAUUAGACACAGUCCGGAGAUUGUUUUUUUUUUCUUUCUCCUUUUUUUGAAGCUUUGGAGAAUUUGAUCUAGAGAGGCUUGAUUUUUACUUAAUUCUGUGUUGUUGUUGCUUCUUUUGAAUAUCAA
Messenger RNA from Eruca vesicaria subsp. sativa (arugula), 1052 nucleotides. NCBI's taxonomy places the organism in Eukaryota, Viridiplantae, Streptophyta, Magnoliopsida, Brassicales, Brassicaceae. The record is from the annotation of a GenBank genome assembly.